AUGUCGCGCAGCGACUCGUGGCGCGCCGACGGCAGAGACCGCGGCUCUUACGACAGCUGGCGCCCAUCCAGCGACCGUCGCGACCGAGACGAUCGUCGUCAAGGCUACGAUUCUCAUCGCGGCUCAGGCCAGGAUUCUCAUCGCGGCUCAGGCUACGACUCUCAUCGCGGCUCCGGCUAUGGCCGCCCCGGCGACGCCUACCGUGCCCCUCCUGCCGACGUCUAUCGUCCCCAGCUCCCCCAGAGCGACUUCACCUUUCGUGUGGAUCAGCCUCUCCAUGUAGCCCCCUUCACCUUCCCGCCUGCCACCCACCCGCCCUCGGGCCGCCGUGGCGAACGUCGUGGAGGACCCCCGCGAAAGCCCGGACGCCCGCGCUGGCAGCCCCCCCCCCAUCCCUCGGAGCGUGCUCUCAUCUCGGGCGACACGUUUCGCCUUCCCGGGCAACGCAUCUUCGACACUAUGGCCAGCGCAAAGUUCCGAAACGUCGACGAAAUGUCCGACGACGAAGAGAUCGCCAUGGAAAUGUCGUCGCAGUCGUCUCAGUCGGGGAUAGAGAACCCAGCCCCGAAACGCGCACGCACCCAAGCCAAGGUCGACGACGCUGCCGACACCGUGCCCAAGUGGUCCAAUCCUGACCCCUACACCGCACUGCCGUGCCCUGACGAGGGCACGCGCAAGAAAAAGGACAUGGUCAAGCUCAUCCGCAAAGCGCGCGUCGAGGACGUCCAGCCAAACACCGACGCGCCUCCCGAGGCUGAAAACUUCAUCUCCUUUGACUCCAGCGACGAAGAAGACAACCGGCCUCCCCCUCCAAUCAGCCUGCCUCCGCGCCCCCCCCCUCUCCCGCGAACCGAUCACCCAGAUGCCGGCAAGAACACGUCGAGCGCUGUAACUGACACCAAAUCGACGCGGGAUGCUUCCGGCCCUCUCGGUUCACGCAAGCGUACAUUUGACGACGAAAUCAAACCCCCCGACUACGGCCAGCUCAAAAAGGGCAGCUUGAGGCCUAGCAAGGGUGCCCUUGUUCCGGAAUGGCAGCCCAAGGACGGCGAAGAGGCUUGCCCUUGGAGAGCCGUCGGCUCCUCUGCCGCGGACACCAUGACUGUCCGACUGCACAAAGAGAUCCUGGGCUUCUACGAGUUUGUUCGUCCCAGGGAGUUUGAGCAACGCAUCAGAACCAACCUUGUAGAGCACCUCAAAAGGGCCAUGCAACGCGACGGGCGCAACUUUGCCUCUGCUCAUGUGUAUCCUUUCGGAUCAUUCAUGUCCGGCCUCUAUCUCCCAACCGCAGACAUGGACCUUGUCGUUUGCUCGGCAAGCUUCAUCAAAGGCGGCCCGCCGACCUAUCUCGCCGCAAAGAGCUGGCUGUACAAGUUCCAGAAGCUCCUUGUGUCCCAGGGAGUCGCCGAUGUUGCCUCGGUCACCGUCAUUGCUCAUGCGCGCAUUCCUUUGGUCAAAUUUGUGGACAAGCUCACCGGCCUCAAAGUCGACGUGUCUUUCGAGAACAUGGGAGGCGUCAAGGCCGUUGACACCUUCCUGCAGUGGAAGCUCGAGUAUCCGACCAUGCCCAUUCUUGUCACUAUUGUCAAGCACUUUCUCCUCAUGCGAGGUCUCAACGAGCCCGUCAACGGCGGCAUUGGUGGGUUCUCCGUCAUCUGUCUCGUCGUCAGCAUGCUGCAGACCAUGCCGCAGCUUCAGGGCCGUGGAGUCACCGACGAAGAGCACCUCGGCCUUUUGCUGCUCGACUUUUUCGAACUGUAUGGCUGUCAUUUCCGCCACAAGACCAAUGCCAUCUCUCUCAAGGGAACCGUGGGUUAUGUGCGAAAGUCGGCGGUCUCGACCUUUACUUACAGGAACACCAACCGCCUCUCUAUCAUUGACCCCAACAAUCCCGGCAAUGAUAUUGCGGGUGGUUCGUCCAACACGGAGGCUAUUUUGGACCGGUUCUACGACGCCUUUCACGACUUGCGUGAUCGCAUGAAAUAUAUCAAGCGACACCCUGACCGAGGUGGCAUUCUCGACGUCAUUUUGAAGGGCAACUACUCGUCCUUUCGCCUGCAGCGAAAGUACCUAAAACACGUCCAUCAAGAGACCAUCGGACCUUGCUCGGACCAGGAUUAG
Hirsutella rhossiliensis is the source of this 2121-nucleotide messenger RNA. Its product is annotated as cid1 family poly A polymerase domain-containing protein. Gene Ontology annotation, molecular function: mRNA binding; poly(A) RNA polymerase activity. The transcript is spliced from 4 exons. The record is from RefSeq and is a predicted model, not a curated record. The coding region runs from base 1 to 2121 and encodes 706 amino acids. Gene Ontology annotation, cellular component: TRAMP complex; nucleolus. Gene Ontology annotation, biological process: RNA 3'-end processing. Lineage: Eukaryota; Fungi; Ascomycota; Sordariomycetes; Hypocreales; Ophiocordycipitaceae.